UGGGAGUCGCCUUGUCUCUCUCUCCGCCUCGCCCCGCGCGCGCUCUCUCGAGAGAGGAGAGCCGCAGCGUAGUAGAGGCUCUCUCGCGCCGUGCACCUUCUACACUCGCGCGACACCCGAGGAUCGGAGUGGCCGCGUCGCGCGCGCGGCAGCGAGGGUGAGAAGAAAGGAUUAGGGGUCAGGGGGGGAGAGUGGAGGAAAAAAAGGAGAGGCGACGAAGUGUAGAAGAGUGACGUGACGCCCAGGAGCGGCGUCUCGCAGUGUGUCCUAGGAGACGCCGGGUUAAGGGGAUCUCGACCACCACGAGGCGACAACGUCGGGUUUGGCGCUGGAAAACGUGCGCGUCGGUAAGCGCGGGAGUGACCGCGAGAGAAGCGAUGGUCCCCACGAGCAGGCGGCAUCCACCGAGUGAUACCGUUGAAAAGAGGAGAUCGCCUGCCUCGCUAUUAAUCUCGAGCGAAGGAUUGUCAAUCAUCUGUCAAGUCGGUCGACAGACAAACGGUAGACAAUUUUUCUCUCUCUCUAUUCCGCGCUGCCCCGCGUUAACCUCGCGUAUAACCUCUACGUCGACACAAUCCCGGUCGGCGGCCGAGGUCUCCUCCCUCCGUCUCUCUCUUUCUCUCUCCCUCCCCCUCUUCCCUCUAUCCUUUCCCCCGUCUCUCGCCAGCCGUCCCUGUUCCCCCCCCCCCCCCCUCAGCGGGAGACGACGACGACGAGCUCCGAGUCCGAGUUCCCUUCGUUUUCUCGUUCCCGUACUCGUUCCCUCGCACGCCCGGGGUACAUCGCGAGAGGUUCGUGAUGUGAGACGCGUCACGCUCGUGGACGACGACGUACCCCGCGGGCGGUAACGCGAUACUCCUCCUAGCAUUCUGACGAAUAUUCCCUCGCGAAUAUCGUUUACGUGUUCCUAAAGAAACUUGACACAUUUGACGUGCGUCGUCUCGUCCGGUCGUCAUAAUCCUCGUCGUCGUGGUCGCGGGUAACGUGUAACGCCUCAUCGGAGAGCCUUUGCGCGCGCGCAGCUGUCCUGUGUACACGUACACGUAUACUCCGCGUACGUGUGCGGAGUCUUUCUGAGUGUAGGUGUAGACGAGGUUGGUACGUCGAGAGAGGAGAGAAGAGAAAGAGAGAGAAGAAGAAGAAGAAGAAGAAGAGAGGAGACAAGAGAGAAAGAGAGAGUGUGAUGCGGCGCGCACGGAGGGUCGGGACCGACGACUGACUGACUGACUGGCUGGCUGGCUGGCUGGCUGGUGGCUGGCUGAUGGAGUGACUGACUGGCGCUCGCGGACGCUAGCGGUGGUUAGCGAAUGCAGAUCGACCGCGCGGCGGACCACGGUGGACUCAUGGAAGGCACGCUGGAGGAGCUUGCCGCUAAGGACUCUUCUCGGAGCAGCCCCGACAAGCACUCGAAAGAUAUGAUUAUUCCGAAUGGUGUCAAUGGGAACUAUAGCGCUGACAACGAAGAAUACAUGGAUAUCAGUGACGAUACAAGCAAGGCAGCAUUGAAAGAUAUGAUUGCCGAGGAAGAGGACGCCGAAGAGGAGGAGGAGGAGGAGGAGGAAGAGGAGGAGGAGGAGGAGGAGGAGGAAGAAGAUGGGGAGGAAGAGUUCGACGAGGAGGAUCGCGAAAGAGCGAUCGAGAUUCAAGGAAGAAAGGAUGAACAAGAUAGUGAACGAAACGAGACAGUAGGUAAUAUAACUUCCGGUGAGGAAGGUGAAACGUUCGAUUUGAAACGUGACUUUAAAGCGUCAUGCUCGUCACCCGUCGUUGGUGUAAGUGAGACGAACAAUUCUAGUGAAGUGUCUAAAAAAACUGAUGUAGUAGCCGAGUGUAAAAGCACAUCCUGUGCAGAAGCCAUGGAGGUGGACGAACAAAGUAACAACUCGGACGUGGAGUGUCUCGACGAGAGUAUCACGGAGAUACAAUUGGAUAGCGACGAUGUGUUCAUUUCGAAGAAAACUAUUGCGGAAAAGCAGGACAACGACAUGUCGUCGAACUGCAGCUGCGACAGCAGCGAGAUGGCCGACAGUAGCAUGGAGAAGUCGUCGGACGUGAAGCUUUGCGAGGAAAACGGGAGCUGCGGCAGCCCGGAGAUCGAGGAGAUCACCGAUAGCGCGAUGGCGAAGGGCAACGAUCACGACGCAUCGUCGUCGUCGUCGCUGGAACGCUCCGGCAGCAGCAAAGAUCCCACGAAGCAGAGGAAACCGCGGAAGCAGAUAGAUCUCAGCAGUAUCACGCCGAGGCGGAGCUCGCGCAACAUCAAACGCACGAGCUACAUCGAGAAGGAGCUGGAAGAAGAGGUUGACGACGAUGGAUCUGAUAUAGAGGAAAUCAAACCGGAGGAUCCGCUGGCCGGUAUUGAUAACAGCAAGGACAAGGAGAACUCGAAACUGAAGUCACCGGUGAGAAACAGCAAGACCACCAUCGUCGUUAACGACACGAAGCGACUGGUGGAGAUCGCCGCCGGCAGCAAGUCUAUCAAAGGCGGCAAGAAGGAGCCCACGUUAGUCAUAAUAGACACGAACUCUAUUCUUUCGGGCCGCGGCGGUGUGCCCGUGAGUAACAGCAAGCCUCAUCACUCGGUCUCCAACUCGUCCAGCUCCCCAUUCUCGGUCGUCCCGAUGAGUGGUAUGACGACGCAGACAAUGUAUCCGAAUAUGAGGACGACCAUCACGCCGGUACCCAUGACCUCGAAAACGGGAACACAGCUCAGCCCGAAAACCAGUAGCACCAGUAUGACCACAGUCACGCCGACGAUACCGGCGAUUCUACCGACGCUGACCGACGAUAUGUUCGUAGUCGAGGCGCCGUCCUUUAUCGUACCUUACGUAUACGAAAAACCACCCCUGAAACCACUGAAGGAAUUCGUCACCAAGAUAGAGAGGUGGAUCGAUGAGAUAGAAAAGGAGGAGAAGCUAAAGAGGCUUGCUGACGAAAAUAAGGACAAUGAGGAGUAUAAAGAGGAUCUUCUAGAUAUUAUUAAAAAGGGCAAUGACAAGUCUGAGGAGAGUGACGCCGAGAGUAGAGGAGGUAAGCGAGACAGCGGAGAUGACAGAGGUGACGGUUCAAUAGAUUUGAUCGAGCAAUCUAUAUACAGUGGUCUAAGUGACAAGCACGAGUUGAGACAGGACGAUAGAAACAAAAUACCGACGUACUUUGAUCUGCCGCUGGGCAAGUUUUUCAUGCAGAUCGGAAUGAACCUCGUGCAGGAGUAUGUGCAAACUGAUCUCUUACGGACUCAAAAACGUAAACAGGGCAAGGGUAGCACAUCGGCCGAGACUCAAUUAGCUAUAAAUUCACUUAUCAAGAAUUUAGAGUUUAGUAAAGAAAAUAACGAACCAUUCCAUUUAGAGAUGAAAAAAUGCGAGUUCUGUAGUUUUAAAACGGAAUCGACAUUAGUCAUGCAACAUCAUCUAGAGACACCGCAUAUGCGCAAUUACGUUUACAAGUGCAACUUCUGCCCAAUGGAGGUUCGCAGUCCCCACGAUAUCCUGUAUCACAUGGAGGCGGAGCAUAAUACUCGUGGUAGACUGGAACGCGGUCCUGCCUUCCAUCAGUGCCCGAACUGUCCGUUCGAGGACAAUCAGAAGGGUAAGCUAACGCGGCACAUUCUCGCCUGCACAAAGAAGUUCAGACCGGAGCGGAAUCUAGAACCCUCGGUGGAUUGGGAGCCGCCAGCGAAGAUACCGCGAUUGAAUCGCGCACGACCCGUCGGCCCGACCAAUCCGAACGCGCUCGCAGCCAUGGCGAUGAGCGCUAAGGGUCCACAACCGCUAUUACCAAAAUUGCUUCCUGCACCACCGAUCACAGGACGUGGAAGGGGACGGCCGCCGAUGCAGCCGAGAUACUCCGACCUGCCGAAAACAUUGCGACCAGGUGCUACUACAAUGCGGCAAGACAAUGUUACAGGAAUGAUGUAUCGUCCUACAACCUCUGGUUUAUUGGUACCCACGUCAUACCAAUUUGGUAGUAACCAAAUAUUCCAGGUGGUGGGUGGCUCUGGGACUGUCAUGUCGGCUGUCUCGGGAGUGAGUAGCAGUAGCGGCGGCAGUUCCGGUCAACCCACACCAAUUGCACUUGUACCCAACGUAAUCGACUCUCUGUCUAGGUUGUCCUCAUCACAGAACACAACAGCCAGUCCCAAAAAUCCUACAGCGAAGCUAUUAAGUCAGCCAAGUAUAUCUAUUACUCCACUACCACGUACAACAUCACAAACCUCCAUUCCGGGUUCAGGAACUUCUUCAAAGUCUGGAGGGAAAAACACAUUUGUUAUAUGUGAAAUUUGUGAUGGAUACAUUAAGGAUCUAGAACAAUUACGAAAUCAUAUGCAAUGGAUCCACAAAGUAAAAAUACAUCCAAAGAUGAUUUAUAAUAGACCUCCAUUAAACUGCCAGAAAUGCCAAUUCCGAUUCUUCACAGAUCAGGGUUUGGAAAGACAUUUAUUAGGAUCUCAUGGGCUUGUCACAUCCAGCAUGCAAGAGGCAGCAAAUAAAGGAAAAGACGCAGGCCGUUGUCCAGCUUGUGGCAGGGUGUAUCAAUGGAAAUUAUUAAAUCAUGUUGCUCGAGAUCAUGGGAUGACAUUAAAGCCAGCACACCUAUCAUAUAAGUGUACAGUUUGCACUGCCACGUUCGGAAUGUACAAGCAGUUCGAGAACCACGUAUACUCGGCACACAGUGUCGUAGCAAAGAGAGUAAUGGAUAAGAAGAACGCGCCUGCAUCUCCAUCGUCCAGAUCAAACGAUUCGCUUCUAAAGCCAUUGAAAAUUAACGACGAGAUUACGAUUAUUCCGCAACCAGCAAAACCUACAACCAGAUCCGGCGCGAUUCAAGGCAGGGGAAAAUAGCAAUGAUGAGUUUGAGUGAUAAGUGUGUCUUGUCUGAUCGAAUUUCACAUAACUCUUUGUGGUACUCCAUACCGAUCACUGCGAAACGUACAGUGGUUAACGUGCCGUUAACGUGUACAUGUGUAUGUAUACUAUGCUUUAAGACGCGUAUUAAUUCCAAAACACCUAAAGGAAAAAGAAAACGAAGGAAAAGAAAAAUAAAAAACUUACGACUCUUGACAACAAGGAAACUAGUUGACUGCGUAAUAAUAUUCCAUCAAUGAUUAUACCGAUAUAUAUUUAUUUAAGAAUUUUUAUUGUUGUUAUCGGACCUACAUAAAAUAGACUGUAAAAACAUUAAAGGGUGGCCUUCAGUCUGAUUCCUUGGUUAAAUCCUAGAGCUGCAUACUCCCGACCUAUAAACGCCUAUAUGUGUAACACACGGACUCUCGCGCGAAAUAUCAAGUGUAUUUCAGUGCGACAUUAUGUGUCGUAAUAUGUCGCGCGCAAUACGGAUUUACUCUCUUACAUAGCGAAUUCUCUGUAAUGUAAAUUCUUUUUCUAAGAUAAAUAUAUUCGAAUUUAUUCUAUUUUGUUAUUAUGAUGCUAAUAUGACUUUGAGACAAUAAAAUUGUCUCUUAAUCUCCGGUUUGAUAGGACGAUAAACAUCAUGUUUGCGAAGUAGUUUCCGAACGAUAUAUGAUUCGAUAUAUUGUACUAAGUGACCAGAGUGCCCACACGACUGUUUCGCGACUCUAUAGUACACAGGUACUAACGACAAGUAUAUACUAGAGCUACUUUCUGGUUUUUCAGAUAUACUAUACUUUUAUUUCGCCAUCAUAUGUUUUUUAAUUAACAGUUAGUGAAAUUAUACGUCAUACUUUUAUUUAUGAUGUUUCAUAAAACUGUGUAUGAAAUCAUUUAUGAUGUAAUACUGAAAUCUUUUCCUUUUUUUAAAUCGAAACUUGUAAAUUGUAUCUAUAUUACUAUAGGUUUUUGAACCCUUUAGUCGCAUAUAUUGUAAUAAAAAAAAAACAAAAUAUCCAGUUUUAUUUUAGCGCUCUUAUAAGAACAACAAAAAUGUACAUUAACAUAGGAUAUAAUAUAAAGAAUAUAUCAAUAAAAUAGGAUGGCACACACAACUCGUGUAUACAUUUUUUCUGAUAAACGAUAAACGUGAAUAUGAAACGGAACAUUGAUUUAGCACACACAUGAUGCGGCAUACAUUUACAUUUAUAUAUGUAUAUAUAUAAUAUAAACAUUCACGAUAUUAUAUAUAUAAAUAUGUAAAAUUAUAAUAUAUAAUCUAGCAAUAGUAUAGUACACAAGAAGAGAUUCAUUUUAUUUUCUUCUUGUAUACACUUCGAAAACGAUUAUAGGAUUACAUCAAUAUGUAGAUAGUCGUUAAAUGAAGUAACGGGUUUAAUUUAGUAAUUUCAAUUUGUCCCGAUGUUUUUGUACUGUUAUUGUAGGAUAUAAUUUUAGAAGAAAAAAAAUCGUAAUCGAUGAAAGAUACGAGAUGGUGCAUUUUUGCACUGUAUGGCUGUAUUAUUUAAUUCUGCUAUCUUGCCAAACGCUUACGGCAAGCCAUGUUGGUAAAACUAAGAAACAGACAUAAUUACAGAAAUAUAUAGUUUAUUGUAAUAAUUUGUACAAUAUUACAUGAUUAUAAAAAUAAAGUGUGUACCAACAUUGAA
Molecule: messenger RNA, 6520 nt
Organism: Monomorium pharaonis (pharaoh ant)
Lineage: Eukaryota; Metazoa; Arthropoda; Insecta; Hymenoptera; Formicidae
Gene: MEP-1
Exons: 9
Coding region: 1308-4844 (1178 amino acids)
Biological process (GO): regulation of gene expression
Cellular component (GO): nucleus
Source: RefSeq, a predicted model, not a curated record